Messenger RNA from Tetrahymena thermophila SB210, 732 nucleotides. RefSeq lists its product as hypothetical. Lineage: Eukaryota; Ciliophora; Oligohymenophorea; Hymenostomatida; Tetrahymenidae. The record is from RefSeq and is a predicted model, not a curated record. The transcript has a single exon.
AUGAAAAUAAAGUACCUAUUAUUGCUUGCUAUUUGCUUGCUUAGUUUUUGCAUCUCACAAGAAACAAACUUAAAAUAAAAAAUAACUGAAGAAACAAAUGAAGAUAAAGAAGAAGAUCCAACUACUGAAGAGAAUAAUGAAAAUCAUGAGGAAGAGGAAGAAUUGGACUAUGAUGAAAGAAAAAGAAGAGAAGAAGAAGAAGAAAGAUUAGCAGAAUAAGAAUAUCUUGAAGAAGAAAAAAGAAAAAAUGAUGAAAUAAAUGAAAUGAUGGCCGUUCACCAGAGAGAAAGAAAGAAUGAUGGAAAAUGUUUUCUUGAUGCUUUUUCAUCAAUAGUAUAAAAUGAUCGUGGAUGCAUUAGUCCUUACGUUAAUUAAAUGUAUUGUACUAUUAGUGAAUGUGAGAUAAAAAACAAAAUACCAUCAGCUGAUUAAUAUAAUGAAUGUAUUAAUAAUACUUGCAGACCACACUUUGAUUGUGUUCAAGAUGCAAAUAAAAAGAUUUAUGAAUGUUUAUCCAAGAAAAAUUAACAAAAAACAAACGACAAAAACGAAGAUAAUAAUAAUAAUAAUAACAAAAGCUAAAAAGCCGAGGAAGAAUAAAAAUUUUAUGAUGAAGAAGGAGAUAACGAAGAAGAGAUAAACAAUUCAGAUAUAGAGAAAACUGAAGAUUAAAAAUCAAAUGCAUCAAUAAUUUCAUUUGCCUUUUUAGGGUUAUUCUUAAUAUUAUUUUGA